CCCCCCCACCUCCACCUCCACCUCGCCUAUCCGUAGCUGAUCACACCGGUUGGCGCCAAACGGGCAACAAGCAGGAGACGGAGACAGUAGAGACUAGGUAGAGGCUGGAAAGAGCGACAAGUCGAAAGUGGACACAGUCGGAGAACAGGUGGUGGCAGAGCUGGUCGCAAAGGCAUCCAUCCUGUUGAAAACUAGCCGUAUCGAUCUCGACCAAUCGCAUCAAUCUCGACCAACCGCAUCGAUUUCGUUGAGAGCCAACCGCAUCGACAAACCAUAUCGACAUCGCUGAGUUCAACAUCAUCGACAUCAAUCUCAGUCAUUGGCAAAGAUGUCGGGCAAAGGUCGGGCAGAACAGCUUCAGGAUGCGCUGACUUUUGCUCUGGCGCAGGCGUUUAGCAAGCUGACGGCGGAGGAGUUUGUGGCCAAGUUCCCGAGAGCGCUCAAGAGUAGUUCAUCGACAGUUCGCUUUCUCUCCCACUUGCAUGACUCGGUCCAUCCGCUCGUUGCCGCCAACUGCCAGGCCGAGUUGCGGGUGAUUCUGAAGGAGAUGAAGCUGGAGGACAAGCUUGCAGAGCUGGACGACUACGCUGAAAUGCCGCACAAGAGCGAGGUUGCUUCCGUCGAGUGGCAGGAGCAAGAGACCUCGCUAGCUCCGCACGAGAUGGCCAGGCUCCGCCGCAUCCAGGCCAAACUCCGCGAGCUCGCUGAACUGGAUCGCGUCAUCAGCGAGGAGUCGCGAGCCGCAGACGAGCUGGAGGUCGACCUCGCUCAUGCCAAGGAGACCAUGGCCAAAUUGGAGCAGGCCAUCGAGUCGUCCCAGGCCUUUGUCGACGACCUGGCAGCCUCAGUGGCCUCACUCGCCUCAACCAACGAGAUUGCGCUCUCGAUCAUGGCCGACAUGGAAGUCAUUCCCUCGCCGCCCGCCUCUUCGCGGGCCACCACCAGUGCAUGACCCCCUCCUCCCUCCCCCCCCCUCCCCAUCCUAUAAACUGUAUCUCUAGGA
Molecule: messenger RNA, 1003 nt
Organism: Thecamonas trahens ATCC 50062
Lineage: Eukaryota; Apusomonadida; Apusomonadidae
Exons: 1
Coding region: 329-952 (207 amino acids)
Source: RefSeq, a predicted model, not a curated record